Molecule: messenger RNA, 1173 nt
Organism: Uncinocarpus reesii 1704
Lineage: Eukaryota; Fungi; Ascomycota; Eurotiomycetes; Onygenales; Onygenaceae
Exons: 3
Coding region: 1-1173 (390 amino acids)
Molecular function (GO): tRNA (cytidine-N3)-methyltransferase activity
Source: RefSeq, a predicted model, not a curated record
AUGACUGACGGGCAACCCCGCAGUCACGUGGAGCUCUGGAACAUUAUUUUCCCGAAUCACUUGUUGUUACCCGCUGUACACGCAUUUGCACUUGGCGUUGAAGCCCUUUUGAAGGUGUGCGUACACCCCGCCCAUCACUAUCGCCGCAGAUAUUCGAUUCAGAUGUCUCCCCUUCCCCUCCAGGGCUUCGACGACUAUGCCACCAUAGCCCAGCUCGUCCAGCCUCCGCAGAUCCCUCCGCAUCGCUCGCACGAUCCGUCGAAUAAUCAAAAACGAACGGAUCCCUUCCAGUUUGGCUCUCGAUACCUUGAAGAGGGUGACAACGUGUUUGAAUUCAACGCCUGGGAUCAUGUCGAAACGGAUGAAGAUUACAAGCAAUAUACGGAAUUACAAAUAGCCAAGCAGCGCGAGGAGCCAGUCUCAGACUUUGACCGUCAGCGGUUCAAUUCUGACCCCGCGAAAUGGUGGAAUCUAUUCUACAAGAACAACACGAGUAACUUCUUCAAAAACCGGAAAUGGCUGCAGCAAGAAUUCCCUGUCUUGGUGGACGUUACCAAGGCUGAUUCUGGUCCCAAAGUCGUCCUAGAAGUUGGCGCGGGAGCGGGGAAUACGGCGUUUCCGAUUCUGGCGAAUAACUCCAACCCAGACCUAAAGAUACAUGCCUGCGACUAUUCCAAAAAAGCAGUUGAAGUAAUAAGAUCGAAUGAAAAGUACGAUGAACAGUAUAUCAAGGGCAGAUGUAUGGGACGUUACAGCCGAAGCCAGGGGCCCAAGUUCUUUUCAAGAGACUACGGUCGUGGCGACUUGGCCCAAGUGAGGUUCAAAAAAGGGCGGUAUUUAGCGGAAAACUUCUAUGUCAGAGGUGACGGGACCAGGGUUUAUUUCUUUGAAAAAGCCGAACUUGCACAUAUUUGGGGCAAAUGGUGUCCACAAGCGGGCUUGCCAGAAUACCAGGAACUGCCCCUCGAGGAUCCCGAGGCUAGCAGCGUUGGAGAAGGUGCUGCAUUUGAGAUUGUUGAUCUUGCGGUGGACCGACGGCUGAUUGUGAACCGCAAAAGAAAACUAAAAAUGUAUCGAUGCUGGAUGCAGGGCCGUUUCCGAAAGAGGGAGAGUCCACCGAACGGUGCCCGUGUUAUGUUGACCGCAGCUGAAAAGGGCGAACCUGGAAACUGA